Molecule: messenger RNA, 4981 nt
Organism: Centruroides sculpturatus (bark scorpion)
Lineage: Eukaryota; Metazoa; Arthropoda; Arachnida; Scorpiones; Buthidae
Product: protein grainyhead-like
Exons: 17
Coding region: 1798-4359 (853 amino acids)
Biological process (GO): regulation of transcription by RNA polymerase II
Cellular component (GO): nucleus
Molecular function (GO): RNA polymerase II cis-regulatory region sequence-specific DNA binding; DNA-binding transcription activator activity, RNA polymerase II-specific
Source: RefSeq, a predicted model, not a curated record
UAUUUUUAUUAUUUUUUACUCCUUAAACUUAGUCAUUAAGUCAGAACAUAAGGCGCCUUAAUUAUACACAUCUAUGGACAUAAAACGAGUGAAUUUUUACUAGUAGAUAAUUAAAAUAACAACGUUUCCACCCGUGAUUAAAAUUCAUCGAACGUCUUUCGAUCUUCGACUUAUUUGGAUCCACAAAAAAAAAAAAAAAAACACGAGCGCUCACAUAUACAUAACACAGUCGAACGGGUUGAAUGACCUUCGAAAAGCUAUAGAUUUUAUUUAUUUUUUCUACCUAUCAGAAAGUUUCUUUUAUAGUUUCAGGAAAAAUCUAGAGUCUAAUUCGUUGGCUAAAAAGAUUAUAUCAUCUUUGUCGAGUGUCUUAUUAAGGCUACGUCACACCAAUUACACGAGUUACUUUUUAUAGACGUAACGAAAUGCAAGAGUAAUUUAUUUCUAUAAAUAUACCCUUUUUUUUCACUUAGUAAUUGUCAUAUUUUGUAUUUUUAGUUUUAUAUGUAUAGAUUACUUUAUAAUUUCCGGCAAUUUAAAAAAAAAAAAAAAAAGGUUUUAUUGUAUAAACCGCAUUUUAAUGCUACAUUUGAUAAGAGUUAAUAAAGCGCGGAUUUGCAUUCUUUUUUCUCUUAAUUUUUAAGGGAUUUUUAGGGAGAAAAUGAUAGGGAAAGUAAAAAAUAAAUGUUUUAAAAAAGUUUUUAAGGUUUUAGAUGAGAAAAUUGUUUUAGUUUAGUGUAAAAUUCGUACUUUUUUUUUUAACGCUGUUUUCAUUAGUGUUGAUUAUGCGUGAAUUUUCUUCUUUUUUUUCUUUUUUUAAGGGAUUUUUAGGGGUGAAAUCGUAGGGGAAAAGCAGAAAUAAGUGAUUUUUAAGUUAUUUUUGACGUUUUAGGCAAGAAAAUUGCGUUUUAAAAGUGUUUUGAAGGCUGUAAAAGUGGUCAAAUGGAACAUAUGUAACAGUGAUUUAGUUAAGUUUUACACGAAUAAAGCGUAACAAAAAAAUUUAAUUUCGAAGAUAAUUAAUUGGUAUGGAUGUAGUUGAAUAGACGAAGGAUUGUAUCGACGACAUCAGAGAGAGAAAGAGAGAGAGAGAGAGAGAGAAAAAAAAAGAAAUGGUUUCUUUCACUCGAAUAAGAGCCAGAGCCAGAGUCAAAGAGAGACCGCCCUCAAAUUUGAUGAUGUCAGAAGCAAAUCUGGUGACGUGAACGUAGAUAAGAACGAAGACACCGAAAGGUAAACGACCCCUAGCGGUCAGGUCGUCUUAUAUAUACGUCACACAAACCUCGACACCAGGUCGUCAUAAAUUACAGAGUUGUUUUGCUUCAUUAACUCGGCGACCAAUAGGCAAAGUCCAGCCCACGAACUUCUCUCCCGUUGGACGAAAGACGCGCACGUGAUACUGAAUGGCAGGUGGGUGUGGCCGAAGAUAAGCCAGUCUAGAAAGAUUUCUCCGCCAAUCUUUAAAAAAAAUGUUUGUUUUUUAUUUUUUGAAAGAAAGAAAAAAAAUAUUAUUUUAAAACUUUUCUAUUCGACUUUUAACUGUUUAUAAAUGCGUUUUAAUUCGUAAUAAUUCCCGACGGAAUGGAAUAAUUAAUUUAAAAUAACGAACGAUUAUGAAAAUCUUCCAUUAAUUUAUAGUGAUAAAUCGACGGUAGACUCGGUCGUAAACCGGACAGAACUGUGCCCGAGAUUUAAUAUUAUUUAAUUGGAAGCUGGUUUAAGUAUGAAGAAAAUAUAGAAUCGUUUUAAGAAUUAGAAAAUAUUUAUUUAAAAAAAAAUGUUAGAAAGAAUAAACAAAUGCAUCGCUAUUCUCAGUCGUUAGAGUGCGCUUUGCUGUCAUAUUUCAAUGGAUGCGCCCAUCAUCGUUUGGAUUUUUCAAUGGAUGAGGCCAUCAACAUUUUUCUCAAAGAGAAAUGUCUGACUGAAGAGUUCGACCAAUCGGACAAAGAAAAGCCUCAGCGUAUGACUGAUAUGCCCGAAGGGGAUGAUGGUUGGAGGGCUUAUUAUGAACAUCCAUUAACAGCAGCAACUACCGCCAUGUUGAAUAUCAACGGUGCAGGCGAAGAACAAAAUCCAGGAAUGGGGUUAUUGUUUGAAUAUUAUAAGUUGAAUCCAAUUGAAAAACAAGAAAAAGUAGCCCCAUUACCUUCCAUUUGGAGCACAGCUAUUCCGUCAACUGCAACAAAUACAAUAUCAGCAACGGUAGCACAAACCAGCGUGUCUGGAAUUACUACAUCCAGCCCAACUACAACAGAAAACACUCCUGUGUUGUAUUUAAGAACUGAAACGGAAGAUCAAAGCGAAAAGCAAUCGUCUAAAGAAGAAAAUACAGAAAAUUCUCCAGAAAUGAGAACUUCUCCUACAGCAAAUAGUGAAGGAGGAGAAGAAACUGAAAACUCACCUAUUACAAUAAUAGUUAAACAGGAACCAAUAUUGGAAUCCAAUCCAACGUCGCCAAAUCGAACAGAAAUAAAAUCAGAGCCAUUCCUUAAUUCUCCCUCUCAAACACCAAUAGAUUUAGUGACAAGUCCUCUAGCACCCACUGCUGUGGCAGUCACAACUCCCACUUCGACACCGAAUAUUUCGGAAGAGGACGUAGCAAAAUCGAGCGGGAACGUUAUCUCGUUAGGUGCAGCUAGCACAAGUCAACCGUACACUCAAGUUUUUGCAAACGUUACUUCGUCCCAACCCGCUUACGAAACUUUAGGAUUGGCGCAAUAUAGUGUUUUGACAAACGCAGUAGCAAUAUCUGCAAGCCCACCUCCUCAAUACGGUAAUCAAAAUUCUACUUCUUCGAGAACUGUUUAUGCAGUGACAACAGGUGAUUAUUAUCGAGAUUAUUAUCAGACCGAUCAAUAUCAGGCAGUUCGGCAACAACUCGGUUCUUACGCCGAGAAUAAUGAACUAGUUGAUCGUUACAUUCGACAAAAUGGUACCUAUAAAACGUCACUGCACGGAUUAACUGUCGAUCUGCCAUCUCCUGAUAGUGGUAUCGGUGAUACCACCAUCACGCCGAGAGAUAGUUUGCCACAAAUUUUCGAUUACUCUGAUCUCUCACAGACUUCAGCUUUACUUCAAUCUACAGACCAACAGACCACAAGUCGACCUUCUAGUUCUCAAUCGCAGUCUUCCAGAAGGUCUUGGCACGAUUAUGGAAGAAAUUCAGAAUCAGACAAAGUCCAGAUACCCAAACUCCAUUCUGAAUUUGGCUUCCGAUAUUAUUUAGAAGCACCAAUUUCUACAAGUCAAAGAAGAGAAGAUGAUCGAAUUACUUACAUAAAUAAAGGUCAGUUCUAUGGUAUCACUUUGGAAUAUGUACCUGAUCCAGAGAGACCUGUAGGAUUGAAAAGCACGACAGUAAAGUCGAUGGUAAUGUUGAUUUUUCGUGAAGAGAAGUCAGCAGAAGAAGAACUUAAAGCCUGGCAGUUUUGGCAUAGCCGACAACAUAGUGUCAAACAAAGGAUCCUAGAUGCAGAUACGAAAAAUAGUUCGGGUAUCGUUGGCCAAAUUGAAGAAAUUACUCAUAACGCAAUCGCAUUUUUUUGGAAUCCUUUAGAAGGUCCUGCUAAGAUUAAUGUUGCUGUCCAAUGUUUAAGCACAGAUUUCAGCAAUCAGAAGGGUGUGAAGGGACUCCCUCUUCAUCUUCAAAUCGACACAGUAGAUGAUUACAGAGAAGAAAGUCUACCUAUUCAUCGGGGAUAUUGUCAAAUCAAAGUAUUCUGUGAUAAGGGAGCUGAAAGGAAAACUCGUGACGAAGAAAGACGAGCGGCUAAAAGAAAAAUGACUGCUAGUGGAAGCAGUCGAAAGAAGAUCGAAGAAAUGUAUCAUCCACCCUGCGAUCGUUCAGAAUUCUACUCUAUGAGCGAUCUUCUCAAACCACCGUUGUUGUUCACACCUAGCGAAGAUCUGGAUAAAGUGGGGAUUAUUAAAGUUCAUACCGUGGAGACGAACUUCUAUUCAACUCAGUCAGCAGUUACAGAAGAAGCACCCGCAGCCAUAAUUGAUAGACGCGAUGUCUCGGACACAAGACAAUCGAACGAAGUUACUUUUCCAAUACCAAUUAAGAGAGUGAAGAUGUAUCCUACAGACAGAGUAUUGCUAUACGCAAGAAGAGAAAAUGAAGAUAUUUAUCAUCCUCUUCAUUUAGUCCCUCCCAAUUUGGCGGGUCUAGCAACAGCUAUCGAAAAUAAAUAUCUCAUCAGUGCAAAAAAUAUUAGAAACAUAUACAAGAGAUGCAAAAAAGGAAUUACGGUUCAAAUGGAUGAUGAAAUCAUCAAGCAUUAUUUCAACGAGGACACGUUUUUAAUCGAAGUAUCGAAAAUUGACGAUUGCUAUGACAUCACUUUAGUGGAACUUUAGAGGGAGAAACGCAAAAAAAAAACAAAAACAAAAAAAAAAUUUCCCUAUCGGUGGUUAAACAUUAUUAUUUUUAAUGUAUAUAGUUUUUAAUAAGUGUUUUUGCGAAACGAAAACAAAAUUCGGGAACUUGAUGUUUAUAAUUUAAGAACAGAACAUAAAAAGCCCACAAAUAAAUAAAUAAAAAAGAGGAAAAAUUAGAAAGAAAAGAAGAAGAAGAAGAAGAAAAAAAAACAUACAACACUCAACAGUUCCUCUACAAAAAACGGAACUAGGACUGGUCACGAAGCAAAUACUCUUAAUUCCUCGACAAGUUUUUUUUUUUAAGUUUUUGGUGUUUGUCUUUUGUCAUAAUGUCUUAUUUUUACACCUUUAACGAAAUACUUUUUUUAAAAAAUCAUUUAUAUAAAUAAAAAAAUGUUUUUUUUUUAAAUAUAAAAAGAAUGCUAGUUUAUCUAGUCUAAAAAAUGGAGGCUUUUGUGUGUAAAAAACAAAAAAAAAACUAACUAAAAUACCGACAAAGUAUUCUUCCGAUACUUAAAAGAAAAACUAUAAUCAUGACUUAUCGAUUAUCAAAAAAAAAAAAACUCGCCUCGAAAAUAUCUUAUAAUAAAUACCCAGCUAU